AUAAAUAAUGGUUGACGUUUGGUGGUUUGUAAUCGUGUUUACGUAUAUAUUUGCAGUUUCUUCGGUUUCUCUGUUGUGGACGGUGCUCUUGACAACGGCCACACAAAGUACGACGAACAACGUUACAAUUUAAUCUGUGAUUAAAAUAAUCUAAUCGUUGGUUAAUAUUUAUUGCUGUUGAUAAUUCGAACACAGUGUGUCGGUCUAUUUUAUCAGGAGUUAAACUCAAAAUUUUUGUACCAAAUCGUUGUGUUUUCAGUUGUUUUUGUUGUUUGAUGUGAUUUAAUAAUGAACUUGUCGUUCGCCGGUUGUGGUUUUCUCGGAAUCUACCAUGUUGGUGUCGCUGUGUGCUUCAAGAAAUACGCGCCACAUCUCCUCCUAGGAAAGAUAUCCGGAGCCUCCUUUGGAGCGCUCUCAGCCUGUUGUUUGCUUUGUGAUCUCCCCAUAGGUGAAAUUACAACAGAUGUGCUCCGAGUAGUCCGCGAAGCGAGGGCUGGGUCCCUCGGCCCGUUCAGCCCCUCGUUCAACAUACAGAAUGUAUUACUCGAGGGAAUGCAGAAGUACCUACCCCUGGACGCUCACAAGAUCGUCAGUGGGAAGCUGCACAUAUCACUCACGAGGGUGUAUGAUGGGAAGAAUGUUAUGGUGUCAGAGUUCCCCACCAGGGAAGAUUUGUUGCAGGCGUUGCUAGCGUCAUGCUUCGUACCAGUAUUCUCGGGGCUGCUGCCGCCGCGGUUCCACGGCAUCCGCUACAUGGACGGCGGGUUCAGCGACAACCUUCCAGUCCUCGACGAGAACACCAUCACAGUCAGCCCAUUCUGCGGCGAGAGCGACAUUUGCCCCAGGGAUUUAAGCUCACAGCUGUUUCAUGUAAACCUAGCGAACACGAGUAUAGAACUGUCAAAACAGAACAUGAAUCGUUUCGCGCGCAUACUGUUCCCGCCAAAACCGGAGGUGUUGAGCAACAUGUGCAAGCAGGGCUUCGACGACGCGCUGCGGUUCCUGCACAGGAACAACCUGAUAUCCUGCACGCGGUGCCUCGCGGUGCAGUCCACGUUCCAACUGCAGGACGUGUUGGACGACACGACGUAUGACUACGACCCGGAUUGUGAGGAGUGCAAGAUUCAUAGACAAGACGCCCUGGUCGACGACCUGCCAGACACAGUAAUGACGAUAUUCCAAAACGCGAUCGACUCCGCCAACAGUGGAAUAGUCAACUGGGUGAUGCGACAACGCGCCAUGCGAUAUUUGACUUUAAUGACACUGCCCUACCGAGUGCCCAUCGACAUCAUGUAUGCUACAUUUACCAAGUUUGUGACAUGCACACCAAAGAUGAGCAAGUCGUUGUGGCGGCUCAGCCUGAACCUGCUGCAGCAGCUGCACGGGUUCGUGUACACGUCGCACGACAGGUCCGAGGUGGCCGCCAGGAUAUACUACAAGCUCACAGCCGAGGCCAAGAGGGAGAUGAACGAGGGAUACCAGUUGGAGAGGAGACGUGCAAGCGAAUACCGCGUGACAUACGGCGACAUGCGAAUAACGUAUGACGACUCGGACACGUUCGAACAGAUCCUGAACGUGACCUCUCAUCACGACGCACUCCUCGCCUACUACUACCUGGACGGUGAGAAUAAGAUGAAAAUGACGGAAAUAUACGACGUGACGGAUGCGGAUACAGACGCCGUGCAGUCGCCGACGGAGAGAGACGUCAACAAACAACUGGAGUUCGACAAUGACUGGUCCGCGGAACUGCUCUCUGGUAAUGAUGACCUCGAUAUGGACGCGAUGGAUGACGAUGCUCUAGCUGACCGCAACAUAUUCUCCGAUCCCGAAAGCGAAUGGGUGAAUCGGCAAACCGAAUCGAACUCCGAAAGCGAAGCCGAACAGCCAGAGUCUGAUAGAAAAAUUCUAGAGCACAUAGACUGCGAGCGUCUCGCAAAGACCGUGAACAAACGCGCCGUGAUCCUGACGAACUUCAUGCUCACCAACCUGAUGGAGGCUAUCUCACAGCUGCUGUCCAACACCACGCUGCUCACUUCCAUACUGCUCGAAGGGCUGCCGCUCAAGAUACCGUAUUUGAAUCCUUUUUGUGAGGCGCUUCUAGCCAACAACUCUUUGCAACACCUGUACCUGCCGCGGUGCUUGCUCGGCGACGCUGGGUGUCUGGCAGUCUGCAAGGCUGUCCGUUGCCUGCCCAACAUACUCACUUUAGACCUGACAGGUUGUGAUAUCACUCCUGUUGGUGCUAGUUAUAUUGCUGACUUAGUUAAGUAUCAAAAAAUCCACCGCUACAGCGAGAACUGGGUGCACACGUUGCGUUACCGGUUGCCAGAGCUGGACACUAUGGCGGGCCUGAGGCGGAUCACGCUCUGUGGCAACCUUCAGUUGGGAGACAAUGGAGUUACCAAGCUGCUAGAGGUGCUGGCUGAUGACUUGUGGAUUAAGGCACUGGACCUGCAAAAUUGCGGUCUAACGGAACAGAGCUCGGAGGCUGUACUACAAAUGAUGCAAUCGAACACCACCCUUGUGGUAUUGGACUUAAGGCAUAACGCUGAUAUCUUAAGCGAAUCACUGUCGAAAGUGAGGUCUGCGCUGAGGGAAAAUGAAAGAGGUAUUGGAGGACAGUACUCGUGGUUGGGGAACGUGAGUGGGUGUUCAAGUGACGGCAGAUUGGUUAAAACUUCUGCAUCCAAGAAUGGAUUAAUAAAGGACCGAGUUGUAGUCACUAAAAAUGUGCCCACAAAAUAUGUGAACAAAGCUAACGUGGUGAAGAAAGAUAAAGAGUAUACAGAGAUACUAGAAGAGCAACUCCAAGAGGAGAUAUCGCACAGACAGCAGCUGGAAGAGUUAAACUUGCAGUUAGUGGACCAGAUGAGGGAGUUAAAACAACAGCAGAUCAGAUUGUGGGCGAACGGAGCCACGUCAUCGGGUUCAGAACAAUCGUUCCAAGCGAGCUCUCGGUCCGGAGAUCUAUCGAGCAGCUCCGGAUCUACCAGCUCAGUUCCAAUAGAUCAGAACACCUUAUCGUACAUACAGCAAGCUUUCAAGGAUAUUUACGCGUUUAUUAAGAACAAUCAGUGUCAAGGCCAAUGUCUCGACGAAAAGAAAGAACCAGAACAGAAGCAACCAGAAGCGAUAACGGAAGUGUCUGAGAUGGACGAGUUCGAAACAAGCGACAGAGUCAGCAUGGUGCCGAAGAAGGCUCAGAGUACACACGCCAAGGUCACAGAGAAUGUCAAGGUCAACAAGACCACCAAGUCGGCCCACUUGCUCGGAGACACGCAGAGGACGAGGGACAAUGUGGAGAUGAAACCGGAAAUGAUUGAGAGAUAUAUGGGAGACACCAAAAAUUCACACGACGAACGCAUUUUAGAAGAAAUGAUUGCGGCGCAGAAGAAGUAUAAGAAAAGCGUGUCGGACAAGAGCAGCCCGUGCGGCAGCGCGACGAGUUCGGCCGACACGCUGGUGGCCCGGCCGCGUCUGCUCAACCCACGUGAGGCGCUUUACUCCUCCGACGAUGACAGCUCAUAAUUUUGUACUACAUUUAUUUAUUAUUAUAUUUGUAUCAAUAAACUUGUUUGGUUUA
Messenger RNA from Manduca sexta (tobacco hornworm), 3583 nucleotides. RefSeq lists its product as uncharacterized. The coding region runs from base 289 to 3528 and encodes 1079 amino acids. Gene Ontology annotation, molecular function: protein binding; triacylglycerol lipase activity. The record is from RefSeq and is a predicted model, not a curated record. The transcript is spliced from 20 exons. Lineage: Eukaryota; Metazoa; Arthropoda; Insecta; Lepidoptera; Sphingidae. Gene Ontology annotation, cellular component: membrane; lipid droplet; cytoplasm. Gene Ontology annotation, biological process: lipid homeostasis; triglyceride catabolic process.